Molecule: messenger RNA, 1543 nt
Organism: Phaedon cochleariae (mustard beetle)
Lineage: Eukaryota; Metazoa; Arthropoda; Insecta; Coleoptera; Chrysomelidae
Source: the annotation of a GenBank genome assembly
CGGCAAGGGGCAACUGUACAACCUUAUGGAGGAGACACGCGAAAAUGUGAUGCUAGUGCUACUCGUAGCGAUGAUUUUGGUGAAGCUAAGUUCCUUUCCUGCAGUCUCGGCAUUAGAAUUGCCAACCUUUAGAGAACCAGUAACGAAUCUCACAGUAGCUGUAGGAAGAGAAGCCGUAUUAGACUGCGCAGUAGACAAUUUGAGUCCCUAUAAGGUAGCCUGGUUGAAAGUGGAUACGCAAACGAUAUUAACAAUACAUAGCCACGUCAUCACGAAGAAUAACCGCAUAGGAGUAUCUCACAGCGAGCAAAACAUCUGGCAUCUUCACAUCAAGGAAGUGAGGGAAUCCGAUCAAGGCUGGUACAUGUGCCAGAUCAACACGGACCCCAUGAAGAGCCAGGUGGGGUAUCUCACUGUUGUUGUUCCCCCCGAUAUUCUAGACUAUCCAACAAGUGCGGAUAUGGUAGUCGACGAAGGUUCCAACGUUAGUCUACAAUGCAUCGCGAAAGGAUCUCCAGAACCUGCAAUAACUUGGAAAAGAGAAGAUGGAGAGAUGAUUCGGUUUCAGAAUGGCACUGAAGUGAAUAGUAUUACCGGGCAGAUAUUGAAUAUAACGAACGUGAAGAGAGACCACAUGGGACCAUACCUAUGCAUAGCUACCAAUGGCAUCCCACCAUCAGUGAGCAAGAGGAUAAAACUGGUCGUACAAUUUUCGCCUUCGGUAUGGAUUCAAUAUCAGUUGAUAGGUGCCUAUGACGACCAACAAGUAACUUUAGAGUGUUACUCUCAGGCUUUUCCAAAAUCAAUCAACUACUGGACCAAGGACACUGGAGAAAUAAUACCCCAUAGUGCGAAGUAUGUUCCAGAAAUAAUAGAAGAUGGAUAUAAAGUACAUAUGAAACUCAGAAUAAGUUCCUUAGGACCAAAAGAUUAUGGAGUCUACAAAUGUAUAUCGAAAAAUUCCUUAGGGGAUAUGGAGGGAACAAUAAAUGUCUACAGAAUUCCAGACCCCAACAAGUAUUUAACAAGCAAUAAGAAGCAACAAGCUCAUGAUGACAAUAUAUCUGGUAUCACUCGUACGAGUCAGAUUGUUCGAGACGAAUUGAAUAUAAAAAGGACCCGUAAUGAUACUUCUAGGAGAAUUAGUCUGAUGGAAGCAGAUCACGUCGACCUACAAAGUUAUUCCAGUUCAGCUCAUAAUUUCUGUAACAUCAUCAACUUAGUACAUCUAACCCCACUCUUCAUCAUACUUCAUCUUGUGAAUACUUUCAACUGUCAUCUACAUAUCAGUAUACACAUAUCCUAAAAUCAUCAAUCGACUGUUUCAUAUAUCAUAUCAUAGGAUCGUGGCUAUUUUUGUACGCUUGCAUUUAGUAUAGGUGUAAAGAAGGAUCUCGACGGCAUUAUUCGUUAAGACAAUAUCACUAUUGUACAGAUUAAGAUUUGGAAAUAAAAUAACGUCAACCCCACUGUGUCUCAUUUGAUCAUUACCUACUUGAAACCCCUAGACAAAUAAAUACGCUUGCAUUUAGUAUAGGUGUAA